GUGGGGCACCAGGAGGGCCGGGUGGGUGGCGGAAGGGGAGGGCCGGGGGAAGUCGUUCCAGUGGGCUCUCUUCCGGCGCUAGGGGCCGGAAGUUGUGGCCCGGCCGUGUCAACGGGUGCUGCGGGCUGAGAGUGAGGCUGAGACCGCGACCAUGGGCGGGAAGAACAAGCAGCGGACCAAGGGGAACCUGAGGCCUUCAAACAGUGGCCGAGCUGCAGAACUCCUUGCCAAAGAACAGGGAACAGUACCUGGAUUUAUUGGUUUUGGAACAUUUCAGAGUGACUUAGGCUACGUUCCUGCUAUUCAAGGAGCUGAAGAAAUUGACAGUCUCGUGGAUUCUGAUUUUCGAAUGGUGCUGCGGAAACUUUCUAAGAAAGAUGUCACAACAAAAUUAAAAGCUAUGCAGGAAUUUGGAACCAUGUGUACGGAGAGAGACACAGAAAUUGUAAAAGGAGUUCUUCCAUACUGGCCAAGAAUUUUCUGCAAAAUUUCACUUGAUCAUGACCGCCGCGUUCGAGAAGCCACACAACAAGCUUUUGAAAAACUUAUCCUUAAAGUAAAAAAACACUUGGCUCCUUACUUAAAAAGUUUGAUGGGCUAUUGGCUAAUGGCUCAGUGUGAUACUUAUACACCAGCUGCUUCUGCAGCAAAAGAUGCCUUUGAAGCAGCUUUCCCUCCAAGCAAGCAACCUGAAGCCAUAGCAUUUUGUAAGGACGAAAUUACAAGUGUGCUGCAGGAUCAUCUUAUAAAAGAAACGCCUGAUACACUCAGUGACCCACAAACUGUUCCAGAGGAAGAGAGAGAAGCUAAAUUCUAUCGAGUUGUGACUUGUUCCUUAUUGGCAUUAAAGAAAUUACUUUGCCUGUUACCUGAUAAUGAGCUUGAGUCUCUGGAGGAGAAAUUUAAGUCUCUUUUAUCCCAGAAUAAGUUUUGGAAGUAUGGAAAACACAGUAUACCUCAGAUCCGCUCAGCUUAUUUUGAGUUAGUUUCUGCUUUGUGCCAGCGUAUUCCACAGUUGAUGAAAGAUGAAGCAUCCAAAGUGAGCCCAUCAGUUCUACUGAGCAUUGAUGACAGUGACCCCGUUGUAUGCCCCGCUCUCUGGGAAGCUGUGCUUUACACACUUACAACUGUUGAGGACUGUUGGCUUCAUGUAAAUGCAAAAAAGAGUGUGUUUCCCAAGCUGUCAGCUGUGGUUCGUGAAGGUGGUCGAGGUCUGGCUACUGUCAUAUAUCCUUACCUUCUGCCAUUUAUCAGCAAACUUCCUCAGUCCAUUACAGAUCCAAAGUUGGAUUUCUUCAGAAAUUUCCUCACCUCUUUAAUUGCAGGGCUAUCAACAGAGAGAACCAAAACCAGCUUUUCAGAGUGCUCAGCAGUAAUAUCUGCUUUUUUUGAAUGCUUACGUUUUAUAAUGCAACAAAACUUAGGUGAGAAAGAGAUUGAAGAGAUGCUCGUCAAUGAUCAGUUGAUUCCUUUUAUUGAUGCAGUUCUCAAAGACCCAAGAUUGCAAGAUGGGCAGCUGUUUAACCAUUUAGCAGAAACUUUAAAUUCCUGGGAAGCCAAAGCAGAUAUGGAAAAAGAUGAUAAAGCAGCUCACAACUUGGAGAAAGUGCUACUAAAUUUCUGGGAAAGACUGUCAGAGAUCUGUGUUGAGAAAAUCAAUGAGCCAGAAGCUGAUGUGAAGUCUGUUUUGGGUGUAUCUAACCUAUUACAGGUCCUUCAGAAGCCGAAGAGCUUAUUGAAGUCAAAUAAAAAAAAAGUUGGUAAGGUUAGAUUUGCUGAUGAGAGGCCUAAAAGUAAUAAAGAGAACGAAAAAUGUGUCUCCUCAGAAGGAGAGAACAGUGAAGUCUCUGAAUUAAUGGCUGAACCUUCUCUCACUCAUAAUUGUUCAGACAUUAUAUCUCCACUAAGGAAAAAACCUUUGGAAGACUUAGUCUGUAAGCUAGCAGAGAUGAGUAUUAAUUAUGUCAAUGAACAAAAGUCAGAGCAACAUCUAAGGUUUCUUUCCACUCUGCUCGACUCCUUCUCUUCAACGCAAGUAUUUAAAAUGCUACUAGGUGAUGGAAAACAGAGUAUUGUCAAAGGCAAACCUCUUGAAAUAACCAAACUUGCACAAAAAAAUCCUGCAGUGCAGUUUUUAUACCAGAAACUAAUAGGUUGGCUAAAUGAAGAUCAAAGGAAGGAUGCUAGUUUCUUGGUGGACAUUUUGUACAGUGCCCUCCGUUGCUGUGACAAUAAUAUGGAAAGGAAAGAUGUCUUGGAUGAUCUAACUGAGGUGGAUCUGAAAUGGAAUUCUAUUCUUCAGGUCAUUGAAAAGGCGUGUUCUAGUUCAGAUAAACAUGCUUUAGUAACUCCUUGGCUAAAAGGAGAUAUCCUUGGAGAGAAAUUGGUAACCUUGGCAGAUCAUCUUUGUAAUAAGGACUUGGAAUCCACAGGAUCUUCUGAAUCUUAUUUCUCAGAAAGAUGGACUCUUCUAAGCUUGGUAUUAUCCCAACAUGUUGAAAAUGAUUACUUGAUUGGAGAAGUAUAUGUUGAAAGAAUUAUUGUUAAACUUCACGAAACUUUAUCCAAAACAAAGAAAUUGUCAGAAGCUGAAAAUAAUGACUCAUCAGUGUCUUUUAUCUGUGAUGUGGCCUAUAACUAUUUCAGCUCAGCGAAAGGAUGCUUGCUAAUGCCAUCAUCUGAAGAUUUAUUAUUAACUCUCUUUCAGUUAUGUGCUCAGAGCAAAGAAAAAACACAUUUGCCAGACUUUCUUAUCUGUAAACUGAAAAAUACUUGGCUCUCUGGUGUGAAUUUAUUGGUCCAUCAAACUGGCAGUACAUAUAAACCGAGUACCUUCCUACGUUUGUCUGCUCUAUGGCUGAAGAACCAAGUUCAGUCUUCAUCUUUGGAUAUCAAAAGUCUUCAAGACCUCUUGUCUACUGUUGAUGACUUGCUAAAUGCGCUUCUAGAGAGUGAAGAUACCUAUCUUCUGGGAGUUUAUAUUGGAAGUGUAAUGCCAAACAACAGUGAGUGGGAAAAGAUGAGACAAUCUCUUCCUAUACAGUGGUUGCAUAGACCUCUUUUAGAAGGAAGAUUGAGUUUGAAUUAUGAGUGUUUCAAAACAGAUUUUAAAGAACAAGAUACAAAGAAGCUUCCCAGCCAUUUGUGUACUUCAGCAUUAUUGAGCAAAAUGAUAUUGGUUACACUGAAAAAGGAAAUAGUCCUAGAAAAUAAUGAGCUUGAGAAAAUAAUUGCAGAACUGCUCUAUUCACUGCAGUGGUAUGAAGAAUUGGACAAUCCAUCUAUUUUUCUAACUGGAUUUUGUGAAAUGCUUCAAAAAAUGAAUAUUACAUAUGAUAACUUAUGUGGACUUGGUAAUACUUCUGGCCUUUUGCAGCUGUUAUUUAACAGGUCCAGGGAAAAUGGCACCCUUUGGUCUCUUAUUAUUGCUAAGUUGAUCCUUUCCCAAAGCGUUUCAUCUGAUGAAGUAAAACGGCAUUAUAGGAGAAAAGAAGGUUUUUUUCCACUAACAGAAGGUAAUAUGCAUACCAUUCAAAGUCUCUGUCCAUUUUUGUCAAAAGAAGACAAGAAAGAAUUCAUUGCUCAGUGUAUACCUGCCCUUUUGGCCUGGACUAAGGAAGAUCUUUGCAGUACUAAUGGAGGUUUUGGACAUCUUGCCAUUUUCAAUUCUUGUCUGCAAACCAGAAGCAUAGAUGAUGAAGAGCUAUUACAUGGUAUAUUGAAAAUUCUAAUAUCCUGGAAGACAGAUCAUGAAGAUGUUUUUCUUUUCAGUUGUAAUCUAUCAGAAGUAAGUCCAGAGAUACUGGGUGUAAAUAUAGAAAUAAUCCGGUUCCUUUCCCUAUUUCUGAAAUACUGCUCAUCCCCUUUGGCAGAGAGUGAGUGGGACUUCAUCAUGUGCUCCAUGUUGGCUUGGUUGGAGACAACAAGCGAGAAUCAUGCACUGUAUUCGGUUCCACUUGUACAACUAUUCGCCUGUGUCAGCUGUGAUCUGGCCUGCGAGCUCAGUGCUUUUUUUGAUUCCACGACUCUGGAUACCACUGGCAAUCUUCCUGUAAAUCUAAUCAGUGAAUGGAAAGAAUUUUUUUCCCAAGGCAUCCACAGUUUGCUUUUACCUCUUUUGGUGACUGUUACAGUAGAAAGCAAAGAUACAUCAGAAACAUCCUUUCAGAAUGCAAUGCUGAAGCCCAUGUGUGAAACAUUAACAUAUAUCCCAAAGGAUCAGCUGUUAAGUCACAAACUCCCUGCGAGAUUGGUUGGUGGCCAGAAAACAAACUUGCCAGAAUAUCUCCAGACUUUGUUAAAUACAUUGGCCCCAUUACUCCUCUUCAGAGCUCGGCCUGUGCAAAUUGCUGUUUAUCAUAUGCUCUACAAGUUGAUGCCUGAAUUACCACAAUAUGAUCAGGAUAAUCUAAAGUCAUACGGAGAUGAAGAAGAAGAACCAGCCCUGUCACCACCGGCAGCACUGAUGUCUCUUCUUAGCACUCAAGAGGACUUACUAGAAAAUGUUUUGGGGUGUAUUCCUGUUGGACAGAUAGUUACUAUUAAGCCAUUGAGUGAAGACUUCUGUUAUGUUUUGGGAUACCUCCUCACUUGGAAAUUAAUACUUACUUUCUUCAAAGCUGCUUCAUCUCAGCUUCGGGCUCUGUAUUCGAUGUACCUUCGGAAAACAAAGAGUUUGAAUAAAUUGCUCUAUCACCUGUUCAGGCUUAUGCCAGAAAAUCCAACCUAUGCAGAGACAGCUAUUGAGCUUUCAAAUAAGGACCCUAAAACAUUCUUUACAGAAGAGCUUCAGUUGAGUAUUAGAGAAACAGCAACACUCCCAUACCAUAUUCCACACUUGGCUUGUUCAGUCUAUCAUAUGACAUUAGAAGACUUGCCUGCGAUGGUUAGGCUGUGGUGGAAUAGUAGUGAGAAGCGUGUUUUCAAUAUUGUAGAUAGAUUUACAAGCAAGUAUGUCAGCAAUGUUCUUUCUUUUCAAGAAAUAUCUUCUGUGCAAACAAGUACACAACUAUUUAAUGGCAUGACGGUUAAAGCUCGAGCCACAACUCGAGAAGUCAUGGCGACUUACACCAUUGAGGACAUAGUCAUUGAACUUAUAAUACAGCUGCCCUCAAAUUACCCGCUGGGGUCAAUAACAGUGGAAAGUGGGAAAAGAGUGGGAGUGGCUGUUCAGCAGUGGCGGAACUGGAUGCUGCAGUUAAGCACUUACCUCACCCAUCAAAAUGGAAGUAUUAUGGAAGGCUUAGCAUUAUGGAAAAAUAAUGUAGACAAACGUUUUGAGGGUGUUGAAGAUUGCAUGAUCUGUUUCUCAGUCAUUCAUGGUUUCAACUAUUCUCUUCCCAAAAAAGCCUGUAGAACAUGCAAGAAAAAGUUCCAUUCAGCCUGCUUGUACAAAUGGUUUACGUCUAGCAACAAAUCUACUUGUCCACUCUGUCGUGAGACCUUUUUCUGAAUUUUUGUUCCCCCAUUGGAAGUGGUCCUGAAGUAAAUCAAGCAAAGGCAGUGGAUUUGGAUCCACGUUAGAGUGUUCAUGUGAGGAGGCCAGUGAGCAUUACUUUUAAAUAGGACCUUCUCUGGAAAAUUAUUUUGCUUAAUGUAAUGAUCCUAAAAUCAGGUUUACUUAUCUUUAGAUUGCUUUGUAAAUGUUUGGAAACCUUUUCUUUUACAUAAGAAUAUUACAUAUUUGAGAGAAUAUUUAUAUUAAUAGUUUAAUCUCUUUGUAUAUUUAAAAAUAAAUAUGGGAAAACCCUAAAUUACAGAAUUAGAAUUUGUGAAAGCAUCGUACAACUGUAUUAUACUAAUAAAUCCAUUCAGAUUCUUGAUCUAUAUUCUAGGACAGUCCAAGUGAGGCAAAUGAAUUGAGAGGGUUGAUUUACAUCUAUAGACAUUUUAAGACUUAUUUAUUAGUUACGACAACAGAAUUAAUUAGUAUUCUGAUAUUUGUAGAUUAUUUUAAUGAUAAAAAUGACAACAUAGCUUAUCUUAAGCUAUUUGAAGCAUGCUCUGAAAUUCUGUAUAAAGAGUGUGAACUGAAUUUUAAGGUGCCUCUAUUUAUCAAGGGUUAUGAAAUUCCGAAAAUUAAAUUAUGACACUGACCUUUUGCUGUGGAAGAAGAAUUUCCAUAUAUUAGUGAAAUUUGAAUUGCAAACUUGUCAGUGAAUUUAUUACUCAGUUUGAGUGAGUCUCCAGAGGGUGAAAAUUUGAGAAAAAUAUGAUUUAGGUUAUUUCAUUCAUGAAGCAGAGAGGUAGUUAUCCCUUUAGUGAGAGGGAAGAAGUAAAUGAGUAUUUCUGAAAUUUAAGAUUGGUGGAAAAACAAAAAAUUUUAAAAUGUUGCAGGAGACUUUCAAUUUUGUAAGCAAAUUUUAUUACUCUUACUGGCCGGAAUUACACUAAAUUAGAGAUUUGAGAGAACUAAUUUUUUCUAGCCUUCGGAAGUGAAAGUUAAGAAUUUUAGUACUAAGUAAAAUUCAGUAUAAAAGGCUGAAGUGGAGUAGGUGAAAUCAGCACUAUUACCCUGAAAAAUUGUGCCCAAAAUAUAAAAGUGUAGAAGUUUGGAACUUGGAGUAAUUUUAUUGCAGUCUUCCAUUAAAUGGGAAAUACUAGCAUACCUAAUAGCAAGGUUACUUGAGAGAUCAGCUAAUCAUCUCUGUUGCAACUGUUUAAUUGGCAAAAAGCAACUCAUGUUAAAUAAAAUUACUGCUUACCAUCAACUGGGUAAAAUGGUUAUUAUUGACACAGUAUGAAUGUGGUCAGAGUAUUGUAGUCAAGAGUGAAAUAUUCCGUAUGAGUUACAGAUCUCUUGAGUUGUAUUUGUAGAUGCAGUGUCCUACCCAGUUUUGUCUGUCUCCUAAAUUUUUCUCUGUAAUAUUUAUUAUCUUCUAGCCUUGAGGCUCAAGGAGUCAGUAAGUGAAGUACAGAUAGCAAAAUUCUACCUCUUCUUAACCCCUUUCUUAAAAUAUUCUCCAUCUUUCUAUGUCUCUCUCUGACAUAGUAAUCCCAAAGGAUUGUAUUACUCCUCUGUGAAAGUUACACACUUUUCCUUUAAAAAUGGUUUUAUAAUAAGACUUUGUUUAUAGAUUUUCCAGUAUUGGUACUUCUUGGUUUCCAAUCCAAACCCCAAGUAGAAAAGAAAAGGGGGAAUAAUGGAGCAUUGUUUUUCCACGGUAGUAUUAGGGCAUCUGGGUCUUGGUGAAACACUGUAAUUAAGUGGGAUACCUACUCUUCAUACUUAGGACUCUUAACACAUUUCUUUGAGACUUGUAGAUAUAAAUGUAAAGCUUGUUACUGUUUAUAUGCUAAAGAAAAAGCUCUCCAAAAUGAGACUGAAUUCAGAAUACCACAUUAAUGAAAGUUUUAUUUAUAUAUAGCCUUGACAACACUAGAUAGCAUCCCUUAAAAUUCUAGCAUAAGGAAAUUUUAAAAUUGCAUGAAAUUCAAAGCCCAUUAGCAAAAUUAUUAAUUUAAAACCCCAAUGUAAAUUGCAAAUUUUAGAAUUUAUUUUUAACUCUUAUUUAUUACAUGCUCUAAUGUAUGUACAUAAGUUUCUGUGGUUUAAAUAAUUAAUGUUAUUACUUGAUAAGUUUUUGUGGUGUGAAUAAUUAAUGUUAUUAUUUGAUUGUUAUACCAUAUGUGCCCAUUAAGAUUCUUUUUAAUUAUAAAAUAUUUCAAAUAUACAGAAUAAUAAUAAUAAUAUAUAAAUGCCCUUGUACUCUUCACAAACUAUUUUGCCAUAUUUGCUUCUGAUUUUUAAAGAAAUAAAACGUUACUCUUUU
Ceratotherium simum simum (southern white rhinoceros) is the source of this 7772-nucleotide messenger RNA. RefSeq names its product listerin E3 ubiquitin protein ligase 1 (gene LTN1). Gene Ontology annotation, biological process: ribosome-associated ubiquitin-dependent protein catabolic process; rescue of stalled cytosolic ribosome. Gene Ontology annotation, cellular component: cytosol; RQC complex. The record is from RefSeq and is a predicted model, not a curated record. Lineage: Eukaryota; Metazoa; Chordata; Mammalia; Perissodactyla; Rhinocerotidae. Gene Ontology annotation, molecular function: zinc ion binding; ubiquitin protein ligase activity; ribosomal large subunit binding.